Messenger RNA from Fusarium coffeatum, 885 nucleotides. RefSeq lists its product as uncharacterized. Bases 1 to 885 code for a protein of 294 amino acids. The transcript has 3 exons. The record is from RefSeq and is a predicted model, not a curated record. Gene Ontology annotation, molecular function: protein binding. Lineage: Eukaryota; Fungi; Ascomycota; Sordariomycetes; Hypocreales; Nectriaceae.
AUGGGUUGCUGUCUUUCUCGUUCCUCGGGGCCCAAUUCACCCUACCCAGGUGGCGCACCCAACGCUUCAUCGCGUGCCAUUAAUCCUCCCCCACUGUCACUCCCCGAGGCCGCUCAACCACAAAUCCCUGCUGAAAGACGUCGCCAGCGUCGUCGCAAUGACCGUCCCUUGGAUCAGCACAUUGACAAACCCUUGCGACGACACGAAUGGACUUCCCGCGACCGCACCUGGACCAAGAGCGAACUGGCAAAAGAACGAGCCGCCUUCUUUGAUACCCGGGUCACCGGCAGACCCGAGAUAUGGCAAACUAUUCAUGCAGCCUUGCAAGUUCUAUGGGAUCCCGCGAGCCAAGACGCCCAGGAUGAUGGAUCCAACGGUCUUGCGACAGCUCAAAUGAUCCUCUCCGCAGCCGAGAUUUCUCUACCCACCGGCAACCUCUCCAACGGCGUCUACGAUUCUCUUGGAAAUUAUUAUCAAUUGCCGGAAUGGGCUGUUUCUGACCCGCAGAAUGUCCAAGAAGAUCAGGUACCCGGGGCGAAAGGCGACAUUUCCACCGCGGGUGACGAUACAGCAGCCGAUGAAGAAUUGAGUGACGACGAGAUUGAUGGCAAAAAGCAAGAGAAGGGAAAAGAAGUGGACGAGCCGAAAGAGCUGGUCAAGUUACGGGCUAGACUUAGUGAAAAUGGCCAGGACGUUAAUGUCAAUAUCUCAGAGUCGGAAACAGUCCGGAGUGUAGCAAAAAAGAUUGCCCUUGAGGCUGGUCUUGCUUCUACAAAGAAGAUCAGAAUCGCUUAUAUGGGCAAGAUCCUCAAGGAUAAUUUAUCCCUAUCGGCGCAGAAUUGGACGAUGGGACAUGUUGUCAAUGCCCUUGUUUUCGAAGCUUAA